GCUGCGCUCGGGGCGCCGCUCCGUCCGCCCCCGUCGGCGGCCGCGGGGCGCGGGGCCCACGCGCGACCGCAGAAGGCAUCGCAGGCGCCCCGUUGGCGACAGUCCGAGCCGCGAGUCUCUGUACAUCCUCCGCCCGCCCCCGGUUGGAGUCGCCUGGGGAUUAUGGUGUUGGACCAGGAGGACGUUCGUAGUUCCUUGCAAUUCUGAGGCACAAAAGUAGGUGAGACUGCUUUUGUAUCUGCGAAGUGCUUCACUCCUGAAUGUAAUUCUAGCUGAGUGCAAUCUAGGUUAAGAGCCGGACAAGCGGGUAAUUAGAGCCCGCUCGCUGCCGGAGGACCGGCCUCCCAGCCGAAGCGCGCCCGGAGUCGGCGCCCUUUUCCCGGCCGAGCCGAACAGCGGCUGGACACGGAGCGCCCGAGAUGAUGGUGCUGGACAAGGAGGACGGUGUGCCGAUGCUCUCCGUCCAACCAAAAGGGAAACAGAAGGGCUGUGCAGGCUGCAACCGCAAGAUCAAGGACAGGUACCUGCUGAAGGCCCUGGACAAGUACUGGCAUGAGGACUGCCUCAAGUGUGCCUGCUGUGACUGCCGCCUGGGUGAGGUGGGCUCCACUCUCUACACCAAGGCCAACCUCAUCCUGUGCAGGCGUGACUACCUGAGGCUUUUUGGCACCACAGGAAACUGUGCUGCCUGCAGCAAGCUGAUCCCAGCUUUUGAGAUGGUGAUGCGAGCCCGAGACAAUGUGUAUCACCUUGACUGCUUCGCCUGCCAGCUCUGCAAUCAGAGAUUUUGUGUGGGAGACAAAUUCUUUCUGAAGAACAACAUGAUCUUGUGUCAGAUGGACUAUGAGGAGGGACAGCUCAAUGGCACCUUCGAAUCCCAGGUUCAGUAACGCCCUGCAUCUGGCCUCCAGGUCCAUCUGUCCGUCUGCCCGCCUGACCACCUGCCUGGCAGGCCGGCCAGCCACUCUGCCUGCGCGAGCUGGCCAGCGCUGUCCUACAAGUUAGAACUUCAUCGUCAGUGGGAAGGUGGCUUUUCUCUACCACCACCCAUCUCUGCAGGCCCUCCUGGGGCCAGGCUUGGCCUGUACAGUCUGUCUUCUGUAUAUAAAUGGGAACAUUUAUUUUAUGAGAAAUGUAAUGCGAUUUUAUUACUGGCGUGGAUUAAACUUAUGAAUGUUUCCGGGGA
Molecule: messenger RNA, 1186 nt
Organism: Phodopus roborovskii (desert hamster)
Lineage: Eukaryota; Metazoa; Chordata; Mammalia; Rodentia; Cricetidae
Gene: Lmo1
Product: LIM domain only 1
Exons: 5
Coding region: 420-890 (156 amino acids)
Biological process (GO): positive regulation of transcription by RNA polymerase II
Cellular component (GO): nucleus
Molecular function (GO): DNA-binding transcription factor binding; transcription coactivator activity
Source: RefSeq, a predicted model, not a curated record